Molecule: messenger RNA, 1374 nt
Organism: Ailuropoda melanoleuca (giant panda)
Lineage: Eukaryota; Metazoa; Chordata; Mammalia; Carnivora; Ursidae
Gene: TMEM80
Product: transmembrane protein 80
Exons: 5
Coding region: 248-679 (143 amino acids)
Biological process (GO): non-motile cilium assembly
Cellular component (GO): ciliary transition zone
Source: RefSeq, a predicted model, not a curated record
ACCCGAACGCCGCCGAGCCCGAAUACUCCCGAGCCUCGGCUCUCCGCCUCCUCUUGUACGAAAGUGCCCGAGCGCUGCCGGACAGGUUGAACGGGCCUCGGCCGCGGAUCGGAAUCAACUCCCGAAGCGCGGCGCGGUCGGGCCCCUUCGGGAGCAGAAGCGAAAAUGGCCGAAGGGACGCGAAUAGCGCGGAGCCAAGAGACUGCUGGGAUCGCGGCGGACUCGGCGGGCGGGGCCGGGCGCCAAGAUGGCUGCCGCCCGGCGAGGGAGAGCUUCCUCCGUGGUGCUCUCGUCCGUGUCUCUGCAAGUGCUGCUCUAUCUGAGUGGGGCAUAUCACGCCCUGUAUUUCCUAGCUACACUCCUGAUGGUUGUGUAUAAAAGUCAGGUUUUCAGUUAUCCUCAUCCUUACCUGGUCCUCGACCUGACUCUGCUGCUUCUGAUGGGGAUUCUGGAAGUGACUCGGUUGUAUCUUGGCACCAAGGGCAACCUGACGGAGGCUGAGGUGCCCCUGGCCAUCAGCCUGGUCCUUACGGCGGGAGGCGCCCUGCUGUCCACCUACUUCCUGCUCUGGCAGACCCUGGUGCUGCGGGCAGACUCCAUCCUCAGCGCCGCGCUCCUGGCACUCCAUGGCCUGGAGGCCAUCCUGCAGCUGGUGGCCAUUGCUGCCUUCGUCAGCUAGGCACGUGGUGCCCGGGGCUGGACAGUCUAGACAGAAGCUGCCUCCUGGGAGGUCGGCCGUGUCUGGCUGACUCCCUCUUGGGUGUGCCAACCUGCUUGACGGCCGAGGGGAGCAGGCAAGGGUGGUACCCGUUUUGUCACGAUGCCAUGCACCUCUCACACAAUUGCCGGCAUUCCGUGCUUUCCACACUGGUCCACCUGGAGCUGCGGGGCGGCGUGGGGAGCCUGGGACCCAUGGCUCACGGCAGGCCGAGUCCUAGAUGAUGGUGCGCUCUGCUUUGCAACAGAUAGAAAUGCAGAGGAACCAGCAAGCUCCGGUGUAUGGGGGGAUUUUUGCAGCGGUGGCCCCUUUCCCCCUGGGGCUUCUGCAGGGAGCUAGUCUGAGGCCCCAGCGCUGAGGGGAGGGAGGCACAGAAUGCGAGCGUGAUGGGGAACAGCUUGCCACUGGCCCGCGCUGGGGCUUCAGGGCUCCAGUGUCCAGGCCUCAUUCAGGAAACCGUCAGGAACGUUUGUACUGCGUUACAUGCAUUCACAGACUGCCAGGCUCCUGGAAGGACUCUGAGUUCCUUUCUCUAUAACUUGUCUGCGUUUGUCUGUGUCACACUCUUGUCCGCAUUUGGAAUAACGUGUUUGAGUAUCGAGAUAUUUUCUGUAUGCCAUAUUGUCAAAAUAAAGAGAUGUUUGUACCUUCCUGAA